This is a messenger RNA of Musa acuminata AAA Group (dessert banana), 2063 nucleotides long. RefSeq lists its product as uncharacterized. The record is from RefSeq and is a predicted model, not a curated record. The coding region runs from base 371 to 1897 and encodes 508 amino acids. Lineage: Eukaryota; Viridiplantae; Streptophyta; Magnoliopsida; Zingiberales; Musaceae. The transcript is spliced from 6 exons.
UCGUCGAGAUGGAAUUCGCGCAGGUAAGGGUGGAAGAUGGACUUACUUUGUCGAAGACUCCAAAAGUGGCCCGUGUGCAGAGUUCCAAUUCUAGACGUCAAAACGACAGAUGAGGAAGAGGAGAAGCCAAGAGGCGUGUUGUUGAACGUGGAAAGGAUGUUGUAACAGAGGAAACCCUCGCAACGAAUUUCCAGCCUCCGCAACUCUUCAGUCUUCUUCUUCUUCUUCUUCUUCUCUCUCUCUCUCUCUCUCUCUCUCUCUCUCUCUCUCUCUCUGUUUGUGUGCAGUUAGAUGAUGAUCCAGGGAACAAGGAAAUAGCAGACGCCGGAGCUCAAGCAUAUACACUAGCAGGAGAGAUUGAGAGGCCGAGAUGAGGACAUGCUUGAAAGCCAUGAACGUGUCGUUGGAGAACAAGGCAAACAGCGCCGUAGCUGCAAUACGAUCGUCGACGAAGGGAGUCGCCGUCGUCUUCCUCACACUCGUCGUCCUUGUCGUCGUCAUCUCCACGCAUUGGAUCGAUGGCACAACUCUCACAACAAUAAGCUCCAAGAAUGAACAAGUUCUUAGCUCACAACCCCGCAAACCACAGUCAAAGACCAUAAUUUUGGCCUGUGGAAACCAAACAACUCCUGUGUGCCAAAGAUCACUGUCUCCAUCUCCGUCUCCGUCUGCUAUCUCUUCUGUGCCCCAGUCGUCCCCUUCCUGCCCUGACUACUUCCGCUGGGUGCACGAAGAUCUCCGACCGUGGAAGUCCACCGGCAUCACAGAGGAGAUGGUGGGGAGAGCUCGAAAGUUCGCCACCUUCCGGUUGGUGGUGCUCGCCGGCCGAGUCUACGUUGAGCGUUACCGCCGAGCGUUUCAGACAAGAGACGUGUUCACCCUGUGGGGCAUAUUGCAGCUCGUCAGCCGGUAUCCCGGCCGCGUCCCCGACAUCGACCUCAUGUUCAACUGCGACGACACACCCGUCGUGAAGCUGGCCGACCACCGGUCAUCGCCGCCUCCACCUCUCUUCCGCUACUGCAAGGACGACAGGACCUUGGACAUCGUCUUCCCGGACUGGUCAUUCUGGGGCUGGGCUGAGCUCAAUAUAAAGCCAUGGGAGACACUGGCGAAUGAUCUGAAGCAAGGAAAUCAAAGGGUGAAAUGGAGGGACAGGAAGCCGUAUGCCUACUGGAAGGGCAAUCCAUGGGUAUCCGACAGUAGAAGGGAUCUUAUCAAGUGUAACCUCUCCAAACAUCACGACUGGAAGGCUCGUCUCUAUGAUCAGAAUUGGGAUAGGGAGAUCAAUCAAGGGUUUAAGAACUCAAACCUGGCCAACCAAUGUGAUCACAGGUACAAGAUCUACAUCGAGGGCCGAGCAUGGUCAGUGAGCCAGAAGUACAUCCUAGCAUGCGACUCGCCGGCGUUCUUUGUGAAGACUCACUUCCAUGACUUCUUCUCCAGAGCUCUGAUGCCAGGACUACACUUCUGGCCAAUAAAGGAGGACGAUAAGUGUAGAUCGAUCGAGUUCGCAGUUGACUGGGGCAACGAACACCAAGAGGAGGCACAAGCCAUGGGAAGGGCAGGCAGCAACUUCGUGCAGGAAGAGCUAAAGAUGGACUACGUCUACGACUACAUGCUGCACCUGUUAACCGAGUACGCCAAGCUGCUGAGGUACGAGCCCGCCGUACCAGAGAAAGCCACCGAGCUCUGCUCCGAGUCCAUGGCCUGCCCUGCCACCGGCCUCGUCAAGGAGUUCCUGAUGGCGUCGAUGGCGAAGUCGACGCACGACACAGAGCCGUGCGCGAUGCCUCCACCCUUCGAUCCGGAGGCGCUCCAAGUGGUGCGGGAGAAGAAAGCUGACGCCGUGACGCAAGUGGAAUUGUGGCAGCACCAAGCUUGGAAUAAAGGUGUUUGAUUUGAUUCGAAGACCUAAGAAAACUUGAUUGUAUUCAUUUGUUAUAUGAUCAGAAUUUGAGGCCAACGGAGAAGUUGGGAUGGAUAAGUUCGACAUAUACUCGAAUAUCAUGAAUGGAUAAAACAGCUUAUCCAUAUCGGAAUGAUAUCAAACAAUUUAAUAGACA